GUUUGCUAGUACAGUGUCGCCCACUCUGUCUAGAUCCGUCUGUUGUCUCUUUAUAGUUAGGCUGUAAGCUCCUGGGAGCAGGGACCAUCUUUUUGUAGGGCUCCUAGCAGUACAGGGUCUGGGUCCAGGACCAGACAAUGCGACAGUAACACAGCUACACUACCGUGCUAUGAACAAGGUAGGGAAGUGCCCUGCUGCAGAUUGCACCGGCUGUAAAACCGCACUGUGCGUUGAACACGGUCACGCCCCAGGACCGGGGGCAAACCUGCAGCUCCCUUCGUCCUCCGCCUGGUGCGGCCGGUGUGCACCCACCAUUUUGCAUGAAGCGUGGGCCCUGCAGUUAAUUUCCAGGUUUUAAAGAGAGAUGAGGUGAGGGGGGAAUGUAAAAGAACAACUACAGCGUGUCUCCCCGGCGCUCAGGGCAGCGUCAGGACCCCGCCCCCGCUGAGCAGAAACACCCGCCGCUCUAACUCCUCAGAAGCGCUUCAGCGGCUCCCUGAGCGCUGUGUGCCUCCUACACGCCAGGGGGCGCUGCAGAUACUGAGCGACGGAGGCAACAGGGGACGCCGCCGGCGCUACACAUAGCCCUCGGACGAGUUGCUUCCUCUCUGCUCUCCCCGCCCUCCAUUGGCUUCGCGCUUUGGCCCUCGCGCUUCGCCGUUUCUAACAACGCAUAACGCUCAGGGCGCUAGUGGCACGCGGGGCCCAGCGCGUUGAGGGGUGAGAGCCUGGCGGAGCGGGAGGGUCUGAGGAGGUGUUUCCCCCGGAGGGGGGAAUGGGGCAAGGCCCGAGCCUGAAGGAGGCCGGGGGAGUGAGGAACGCGUAGGGCCGCCCGCGGCUCACGCUCUCCUUCUGCCCCGCCCGCAGCGGGGGCCGAGGCGGCGAUGUCUGAAGAUGCUGGAAGCGGCGGCGACUCCCUCCAGGACCGGGGCCCGGACUCGGGCCGCAGCCACCGCCAGCCUUUCCCGUCCACCUCUCGCAACGGGGCCGUGCCCGAGCACCAGCAGCGCAGGCUGGCGGGAGGCCCAGGCCGUCAGGGCCCCCCGGAGGCUGCGAACGAAGCGGGUGACGGGGAGGAAGAGGAGUCGGAAGAGGAGUCCGGGCAGGGCAGCGAGAGAGCCGAGCCCGAUGAGGACCACACGGACAGGAGGAUGCUGCGGCAGCAGUAUCGUCAGCUGAUCAACAGAGUGCAGCAGAAUCGUGAGGAUAUGCUGAGUUCAAAAAGCAAUAGUUUGACAGAUGCACUACAAGAAGCCAAUAAAUUGUUCAGUGGAGUUUCCCAGGCAAGGGAGGCUGCUCUGGAUGCCCAGUUCCUUGUUUUGGCAUCAAAUCUAGGAAAGGAGAAAGCAAAUGAGUUACACUCUGAAAUGACAGUAUUUGACUUGCCAGCGUUUGCUGAAGAUUUACUAACAUUUAUGGGCCUAAAUCGUCUAGAAGGAGAAGAAAAUGAUAGUGAUGAUGAGAGCAUUGCUCAUGGAUUUUUACCUAAUAAUGCCUGGCAUAAACUGGGAGCAGAAGCAGAAAGAUAUUUCAGAAGAUCUCCUUCUUUUCACUACAUGUUGGGAUCUUUCAAGGCUGAUCCUCCUGUACCAAGGCAACGGAUUGAGAGGCAGAAAAGGAAAGCAGGAACAGAAGAAAAAAGGGCAAUGCCUGCUCAGUUGAAGAAAAUGGAGGAGUCUCAUCAGGAAGCCACAGAAAAAGAAGUAGAGAGGAUCUUGGGAUUGUUGCAGAGCUAUUUUCAAGAUGAUCCGAAUAUACCUAUUUCCUUCUUUGAUUUUGUGAUUGAUCCAAGUUCUUUUGCACGCACUGUGGAAAACAUCUUUCAUGUGUCCUUCAUUAUAAGGGAUGGCUUUGCAAGAAUAAAGCUGGAUCAGGACAAACUGCCAGUAAUAGAGCCUUCACAUGAAGAAGAAGGUAGAGAAAAUGACCAGAAUGCCCAAGUACGGAACCAAGCAGUCAUAUCUUUGAGCCAUCAAGACUGGAAGGACAUUGUAGAAACUUUUGAAAUCACAGAACCUAUGAUUCCCCCUCCUGGUGUCAGCCAAGAAAAUGAAAGUUAGGUGCCAUGAAGGAAAAAAAUGUGUGUUAAAAUAUUCAGAUAAGUUUUAUAUGUAUAUACUGUAUGAUAAAAUUUAUUUUUGAUGAGAACACUAGUUUAGUUUAAAUUUGAUUCUUUUUAUAUAACAAGCUUAUUGUAUCUUUUAUUUAUACAUGUCAUUUACAGUAGUAAAGGUUGUCAUGAUACAUAAGGCAUUUUCAUCCUAUCAUGAUUUUCUUUAAUAAAGCCCUUCUGUAAUGUU
Molecule: messenger RNA, 2300 nt
Organism: Chelonia mydas (Green sea turtle)
Lineage: Eukaryota; Metazoa; Chordata; Testudines; Cheloniidae
Gene: NSMCE4A
Product: NSE4 homolog A, SMC5-SMC6 complex component
Exons: 11
Coding region: 885-2060 (391 amino acids)
Biological process (GO): DNA repair
Cellular component (GO): Smc5-Smc6 complex; nucleus
Source: RefSeq, a predicted model, not a curated record